UUUUUCUUGCAGGUGCAGCGCGCAGGAAAAACCGGGACCCUUUGCGCACAUCCACCUCCACCUCCACAUCCACAGCGACGGACGCACCGCUGCUGCAAAGCUGCACCGACAAACCCUCCGGAUCAAACACUCUCUCGUUCUCUGCGCCGGACUGUUACCGGACACGUUUGUUGGCAAAGGAUGAAGCGUUUGAUUUAUUCUCCAGGAUGUCCCAGCAGACAUACGCAUCUCCCUCGUUUACUUCUCAGUGAUGUGGACCGGACGGAGUGAAGCUGUCAGGUUUCUUUCAGUCGUCUGAGACGUGCGAUCCCCCCACUGGAUUCAUGACUAUGCCUCGACUUGUCAAAACAUUUUUACAUUCUCUUAGAAACACAGUUUGGUUUUUGGUAAAUCUUGAGAUAAAUGAAAUCUGUGUCGUGAACCUACAAAUGAACAGAUCUUUUCUCAGACUGGACUUCCUGGACUGUAUCUCAUGUCUCUCCGGUGUCUGACGGAACAAAUCCUCACCUGCUACAGUCUCACCGCCCGCUAAUGGGGGCCUCUCAGAGGUGCAGGACAUCUUCACCACCUCCUUCCUGUGCCACUCUCUUCUUUGUGGGAACGUUGCUGCUCCUUUCGAGGAUCAUGACGGCGCGUGCCUGCCCUAAAAUCUGCCACUGCUCGGACAGGAACGGCGUGGUGGUGCAGUGCACCUCGCGCAACCUGGAGAGCAUCCCUCCAAACCUGCCCAAGGACACCGUGGUCCUCCUGCUGUCCUCCAACCGCAUCAGACACAUCCCAAAGGAGGCGUUCACGGACCUCCACCGCCUCCGAGAGCUGGACCUAUCUCACAACGCCCUGGAGGUCGUGGAGGCCGGCGCCUUUCAAGGGCUUUCUGAGGGCAUGCGAACCUUGGAUCUGUCAAACAACCACCUCCGCAGCCUCCCCAGGGACACCUUCACCAAGCUGCACGCGCGAGUCCGCCUCUCCCACAACCCCUGGCACUGCGAGUGCUCCCUGCAGGAGGUGCUGAGGGAGCUGCGCCUCGACCCCGAGACGGUGAACGAGGUGAGCUGCUACACGGCCGUGCAGGAGGAGUACGUGGGACAGCCGGUGAUCCAGGUCCUCGACUCCGGGAUCAACUUUUGCAACUUCCACCACAAGACGACGGACGUGGCCAUGUUUGUGGCCAUGUUCUGCUGGUUCUCCAUGGUGACGGCCUACAUCAUUUACUACAUCAAACACAACCAGGAGGACGCCAGGAGGCACAUGGAGUACCUCAAGUCCCUGCCGAGCACCUCCCACAUCAGCAAGGAUUACGACACGGCGAGCAGCGUGUUUUAGAGCCUGAGACGAAACGGCACCAGUGAAUAUGUUUACAGCUUAAAGGACAUUAAGAGCAGCAGCUGCACAAGGCACAAAGACAUUCAGAGGUUUAAACAUCAUCAUCAUCAGCUUCAAACUAAACCUAAAAAACGGUUUAUACUCCCAGGUUUCACCCAUCUCAGUAGGUUUCUCCUCCCGAAAAUGAAAAUGUGGCACAAUAUUAUUUUUCAUUCAAAUGUGUUUCAGCUGCAGCCAGACUUUACAGAAACUCUUUUGCAUAUGACGGCGCGGUUUCCGCAGCCAAUCCACCCGGCGAGGGGAAGCCGAGAGUCACUUCAGUGUGAAUCUGAGUUCAGUGAAAAGUAGCAAAAAAAAAAAAAAGAAAAGAAAAGAAAUAAUCCCCACAGCUUCACAUGGAAAACAUCCAAGUCUAAAUGAGUUUAAAGUUUUGUGGUGUAUUCCAGAAAAUGAAUCUUGGGGGCAUCUCGGGGAGGAGCGGAAGUGUUAAUCUCUGUCAAAACAAAUGUGUGUUUCUCCUUUAAUAUAAACACUUUGUCUAUGUAAUGAUCCACGAAGGAUGUGGAGACGUGGCUGCAGCGAAGCCGUCCAACUCUCUGCGUCUCACGUUUAAGGUGGAACUGGAGCUUGGAAUUAAAUUUCACACCUGAACACGUUUACGUUUGGCUUCAUAGAUUAAUGACUUUGUCAGUUUGUCAGUGAAAAUAUUAAUUUCCCGUCAAAGAAAAACCUCAGAUACAGAACAGAUUAUAAAUGACACUCACGUAACAUUCGAAAGGCGCCGUAGAAAAGUUCUUCUUCUGCUCUGUUUCCUGUGUGGCUGGUUCGAGUAGGAAACGCUUCCUGUUUGGCCUGACACCUGCAGUUAAUUUGGCCAAAGUGGAGCUUCAUUCACAAGGCUUCACGAGUCAAUUUUCCAUCCAACUGGUUGCACAUUUUAAGCCCAACAUAAAUAUGAUUGGAUUGCCUUAGAACCACUGGAGAUGAUCUAACAAGACGACAGCAUUAUCUCAAAAUGAGAGAAAUAAAAACAACUCAUUUUGA
This is a messenger RNA of Mugil cephalus (flathead mullet), 2367 nucleotides long. Its product is annotated as leucine-rich repeat-containing protein 3-like. Bases 532 to 1323 code for a protein of 263 amino acids. Lineage: Eukaryota; Metazoa; Chordata; Actinopteri; Mugiliformes; Mugilidae. Gene Ontology annotation, molecular function: protein binding. The transcript has 2 exons. The record is from RefSeq and is a predicted model, not a curated record.